AAAAAAAUUUAUUAGUGCUAACCGUUACCUUAGGGCUGCUUUAAAAACAGAUAAAACUUGAGGGGUACAUUGAAAUUUUCCGUUAAGUGAUUCUAUGGUAAUUUACCAAUUCAGAGGGGGAAUUGGGACGAUGAGUGCCCGCCACACCGGUUUCAUAGUCUGCCGCCGCCGCCCCGCCGCACCUUCUUCUUGCCACCUCGAACGGCAUCGCCGUUGCCGCUUCUCCAGCCUGACCGAGCUCAAGAAAACCCAUGCGAAGCUCCUUAGAAGCGGAGAGCUCGACGACAGUCUCACCGCCGGCAAGCUGGUUGCCGACAUCGCCAUAUCCGAUCCCUCCAACCUCCCCUAUGCACGCGCCCUCUUCUCCCGCAUCCCGCCGCCCCUCAACGCCUUUAUAUGGAACUCCAUGAUCCGAGGCUACGCCCACAGCAGCAGUCCCGAGGAGUCUCUCUCCCUCUUCCGCUCCAUGGUCGCCCGAGGCUACGCCCCCAACAACUAUACCUUCCCCUUCCUCCUCCGUGCCGCCGCUCGCCUCCCCGACAACAGCUCUAGCGUGGGGCUAUCCCUCCACGCCUCACUCGUUCGCCGUGGUCUCGACCGCCUCGAUCCCUUCAUCGUCACCUCCCUCGUCAGUCUCUACGCUUCCACUGGGUCGGUCGACGACGCCCAUAAGGUGUUCGACGGAAGUCCCCACAAGGACGUCACCGCAUGGAACGCGCUCUUGAAGGGCUACAUCGCGUGCGACCGGCACGCCGACGCUCUGCGCUUGUUCCGGCAAAUGCAUGGCCGAGUCGACGCCGACGAGAUCACCAUGCUUAGCGUGGUGGCCGCGUGCGCGCACAUCGGGGCGCGCGGGAUCGGCCGGUGGAUCCACGCCCACAUCGGCAGGAACCGGAUGCGGAUGACGCUAAAUCUCGCGACCGCGCUCGUCAACAUGUACGCGAGAUGCGGCGAGAUCGAAAGCGCCCGGUGGGUGUUCGACAGAAUACCGGAGAAGGACGUAAGGGCGUGGAGCGCAAUGAUAAGCGGCCUCGCGCUUCACGGGCUGGCGAAGGAGGCGCUGGAGCACUUCGCCGAGAUGCAAAUCGCCGGAGUCGAUCCCGACUCGGUGACGCUCACCGGCAUGCUGAGCGCGUGCAGCCACGCCGGACUAGUGGACGAGGGCCUCCGGGUUCUGAAACGGAUGAAGGUCGACUAUGGCGUGGAGCCGACGAUCGAGCACUACGGGUGCGCGGUGGAUCUGCUGGCGAGAGCAGGGCGUCUGGAUGCGGCGCUGGAUCUGAUCGAGACGAGUCCUGUGAGAGCUGACGUGGUCACCUGGGGCGCGCUCCUGGUGGCCUGCAGAGUCCACAAAAACCUAGAUCUGGGCGAGCGGGUGGCGCGGGAGAUGCUGGAUCUCGACCCCCACCACGCCGGCGCUCGCGUCUUCCUAUCCAACGUCUACGCCGCCUCUGGCGAUUGGAACCGGGUCCAGGAAGUGAGGAGCCUUAUGAAGGAGCGAAAGGUAUACAAACCGCCCGGAUGGAGCUCGAUCGAGAUGGCUGGAACGGUGCAUGAGUUCCUCUCCGGCGAUCGCUCGCACCCGCAGUCCGAUCGGAUCUACAUGAUGAUCGACGAGAUCGGGAAGGCAGCGAGCCAGAAGGGGCACAGGGCGGCGACCAGCAGCGUGGCGCUGGACGUGGACGAAGAGGACAAGGAGGUGUGCGUGCGGGAGCACAGCGAGAAGUUGGCAGUGGCGUUCGGGCUGAUUAACGCGAGGCCGGGGGACGCCAUUAUGAUCGUGAAGAACCUUCGGAUCUGCGAGGACUGCCAUGGCGUGAUGAAGCUCGUCUCGGAUGUCUACGGUAGAGUCGUGGUAGUCAGGGACCGGAACCGGUUCCACCAUUUCCAGAACGGGGCUUGCUCUUGCAAUGAUUACUGGUGACGCUGGACUAUUUAUUGAUCAUUAUUUCAUUUUAAGAUAAUAUUAAAAAAAUAUAAAUUGUUGAGAUAAUAUUUGU
Zingiber officinale is the source of this 2000-nucleotide messenger RNA. Its product is annotated as pentatricopeptide repeat-containing protein At5g66520-like. The record is from RefSeq and is a predicted model, not a curated record. Gene Ontology annotation, molecular function: protein binding; zinc ion binding; RNA binding. The transcript has a single exon. Lineage: Eukaryota; Viridiplantae; Streptophyta; Magnoliopsida; Zingiberales; Zingiberaceae. Gene Ontology annotation, biological process: RNA modification. Bases 95 to 1924 code for a protein of 609 amino acids.